UGCUGCUGUCACGGACAAAGGAUGACAUCAGCGCAGCUUCAUUGACAAACACUCGUAUUCAUAUUCACAUGCAGAGCUCCUCCCGGCUUCGUUGUGAUUUUAUCAGAAGAAGAGCCCUCAGGAAAUGCACCGCUGAACGUUUGACACUCGUGCGUGGCGACUGAGAUGCUGUUUCUGGAGCGCUAGCGGCGAGAGACGAGGAAGAGGAGGAGGAAGAGGGGGAGGGGAGCCGAGCCGCGGAGAGAGAGAGAGAGAGAAGCAGGAUUCCAGAAGCACCUGUUCCUCUGCUCUGAUCAUGGAUAUUAACGUCCCAUCUCAGCGCUUCUACUUCCCUCAGAUCUACUGUGAGCCCGGCGUGCCGCUCGCCGACAUCAAGGUCAGCGAGCAGAGCAUCUGUCAGGCCCGCGCCUCCGUCAUGGUCUACGACGACACCAGCAAAAAAUGGGUGCCGAUCAAACCGGGUCAGCAGGGCUUCAGUCGAAUCAACAUCUACCACAACACGAGCAGCAACACCUUCCGCGUGGUGGGAGUCAAACUGCAGGACCAGCAGGUGGUCAUCAACUACUCCAUCGUGAAGGGUCUGAAGUAUAACCAGGCCACACCCACCUUCCACCAGUGGCGUGACGCGCGGCAGGUGUACGGACUCAACUUCGCCAGUAAAGAGGAGGCCACUACCUUCUCCAACGCCAUGCUGUUCGCCCUCAACGUGCUCAGCAGCCAGGACGCAGGUCCAGCUGUUCAACGUCAAGUCCAGAACGGGCCGAGUUCAGAACAACAGAAGGUCAACAGAAGACAAAUAGAAAGUUCAAAAGAACAGCAAAUGGAAAUACAGCAGCAGCAGCAGAUGCAGGCGCAAAUCGAGCGGGAGAGACGAUCGUCCAACUCAGGUUCCCCGUUUCAGGGUCACCCUGCGGUGCUGUCUGUAGCUCCUCCCAUUGUGGCUCCGCCUCCUCUGCCGAUGGGCGGUCCCUGUCCCCCUCCCCCACCCGGGCCGCCGCCCCCUUCCGCCGGAGCUCCGCCCCCUCCCCCACCUCCUCUGCCUGUAGGUGGGUACGGGGGUCACGCCCAGGACGAUAGCCACGCCCCCACGGGUCUCGCCGCCAUGAUCGCCGGAGCCAAACUGCGCCGUGUGCAACGGCCGGAGGAAAACUCUGCGUCCGGAGCCAAAAGUGAAGCGAACCGGAGCAGCGGCGGGAGCGGAGGCCUGAUGGAGGAGAUGAACGCGCUGCUCGCUCGCAGACGGAAAGCAGCGGAUGAGAAGAAGGACGCAGAGAGCCCGAGCGAGGAUCCCGCGUCUCGAGGACAGAACGCUGCAGAUGCAGUGAAGAAGCCGUGGGACCGAGCCAAUUCAGCCGAGAGAGCCGCGCUGGUGUCCAGGGUUCGAGCCGCGGGCAGCAUCAGUGACUCAGACCCCUUAGACUUCGACAGAAUGAAACAGGAAAUCCUGGAAGAAGUGGUUCGUGAACUGCACAAGGUGAAGGAUGAGAUCAUUGAUGCCAUUAGACAUGAGCUCAGCAGAAUCAGCAGCACAUAGUGUGCGUCUCCUCGAGAGCCCAAGCCCUGCAGACCCUGCUGUAGCCUCCAGAGCCGGACGUUACGGCCGCAUUAAAGCACACGGACCCACGCCGUCCUCGUUUUAACACGUCUGCAACGUCCCUGAGCAAGCGCGGACACUCUUCCUGCUGGACCUGAUCUCAGUGGCAGUCUUUUCAGAGUCUUCUGCAGAAACUGAAGAAAACAGAACAAACAUCUGGAGUCCUUUACUUUGUAUGCAUCACCAUUAUUGUUAUUAUUAUUAUUAUUAUUAUAGGUGUAGUAGUCUUUUCAUGUAGCUAGAGGUAGACAUAGGAAUUAAUAAUAAUAAUAAUAAUAAUAAUAAUAAUGAUGAUAUCAUUGCACAUCCCUUUGAUAUUUUUACUGUUUUAAUGUUCCUUAAGAUCAUCAUAAGCACACUUCUCAUUACCUCGGUUUUUUAAGAGUUUGUUUUUAUCCUUUUUGCCAUAAUGAUGUAUGAAAUCACUGAAGGAGGGUUUUUAAAAGCGUUUGAGGAUGCGUAUGAGUUAUUAUCUGACAGACAAACAUCACACACCAGAGUAUUUGUGAUCAUGUUGUUAAUAAAAUGUUUAUUGGCUGCGAGGAUAUGGUGAAGUAUUGUUCUGUUUUAUGAUUUCUUUUUGACCAAGUGCUUCCUGGUUUGAAAAAAAUGAUAAUAAAAGAUAUACAUGACGUGAAA
Messenger RNA from Cyprinus carpio (common carp), 2233 nucleotides. Its product is annotated as ena/VASP-like protein. The transcript has 14 exons. Bases 296 to 1534 code for a protein of 412 amino acids. Lineage: Eukaryota; Metazoa; Chordata; Actinopteri; Cypriniformes; Cyprinidae. Gene Ontology annotation, biological process: protein homotetramerization; positive regulation of actin filament polymerization; actin polymerization or depolymerization. The record is from RefSeq and is a predicted model, not a curated record. Gene Ontology annotation, molecular function: actin binding; SH3 domain binding; profilin binding. Gene Ontology annotation, cellular component: cytoskeleton.